AUGUUGUCAGCUGCAUAUGAGUUUAAGGAUGUAUUUUCUAUGUAUGGAUUCAACGAUCGUCAAUUUACUUGGGUGCCAUCGCAUGAAGAUUGGGAUAAAGUCAAAUCUAUCUGUGAACUUUUGGGGGUCUUUAAUCGAGUAACCAAGAUUGUAUCUGAUAGUGACUAUCCAACAUCAAAUUUAUUCCUUCCUGAAAUUUGGCGAAUGAAAGAGGUUCUAAUUAAUAAAUGUGAUGAUGAAAAUGAUUACAUUAGAUCUAUGGCACGUCGAAUGAAAGCCAAGUUUGAUAAAUACUGGAGCGAGUGCAAUUUAUUGAUGGCAAUUGCAGCAAUUUUGGAUCCAAGGUUUAAGUUGGAACAGAAUCUUGCAAGCAAAGUUCAAGAAAACUCUUCAAGUAGUCGUUCAAUCUAUGCAGUUGAUGAUGAGGAGGGUGGUGUGGAAAUGUGGGAGUCUUUUCUCAAAAGUGCUGAAACAGUGCUUCAACCUGUGAAAUCAGAGUUAGAAAUGUAUCUUGAGGAGGGUGUAUAUAUACCUAACAAGAACAUUGAAUUUAAUGCCUUGGAUUGGUGGAAAGCGAAUACUCUCAAGUAUAAUGUUUUGUCUAAAGUGGCCAAAGAUAUUUUGUCAACACCGAUCACAACUAUAACUUCAGAGUCUACAUUCAGUGCCGGAGGAAGGGUUAUUAAUCCACAUCGAGCAUCAUUAUUAACUGAGACAGUUCAAAAGUUGUUAUGUGGGGCUGAUUGGGUCAGAUCAAUAUAUGGACUUAAAAAGAAGUGUGGGGAGAAUCAAGAUGAUGGGGAAAAUGAAAGGGAAGUGGAGAUAAUUUUGCCCGAGACAAUUUGA
Messenger RNA from Alnus glutinosa, 846 nucleotides. Its product is annotated as zinc finger BED domain-containing protein RICESLEEPER 3-like. The record is from RefSeq and is a predicted model, not a curated record. Gene Ontology annotation, molecular function: DNA binding; protein dimerization activity. The coding region runs from base 1 to 846 and encodes 281 amino acids. Lineage: Eukaryota; Viridiplantae; Streptophyta; Magnoliopsida; Fagales; Betulaceae. The transcript has 3 exons.